AUGGGCGAGCUAGCAAGUGACAACUUCCUACGUGCCGUCAAUGUGUAUAAGGGCAUUCCAUUCGCAACACCACCAAUCGGCGAUCUGAGAUGGACAGCUCCUACCUCGCCAUCCAACUGGACUGGAGUCCUCAACGCAACAUCUUUCGGGGCUGAUUGCGCGCAAAGUUAUUCAGCUCUUGGACUCUUCUCUUCCGGCAGCGAAGACAUCUCAGAGGAUUGUCUGUACAUGAAUAUCUGGGCUCCUGCAAAUGCUACAUCGACUUCAAACCUUCUAGUCUAUGUCUGGAUCUACGGUGGGCGUUUCGAGGGUGGUGCUGGUAGUGUACCAACUUAUGAUGGGUCUCAUCUUGCGUCAAAGGAUAUCGUGGUUGUUAACUUCAAUUACCGGAUGGGUCCUUUUGGUUUCCUAGCUCAUCCUGAGCUUGAUGAGGAAUCUGGACACAAUGCUUCGGGAAACUAUGGUCUUCUUGAUCAGAUUCAGGCUCUCGCCUUCGUGCGAGAGGAGAUAGCUGCCUUUGGUGGUAAUGGAAGCCACAUUACCGUUGGUGGACAGUCAGCCGGAUCUGCCAGUGCUCUGGACAUGAUGUACAGUCCUCUCUCCAGCGACAAGAUCGUAGCAACCAUCGCAGAGAGCGGAGCCCGUGGUCCACACGACCCCGAAACCUACGGUCUAGCCACCGCUCACCGAUCCAAAGCAGCAGUUUUAGCAGCCGGUGUCUCAUUCCUGGCCGAAAUGAACGUCACCAGCAUCGCCGAGCUCCGCAACGUCUCCAUGGCCGACCUUCUGAUCUACGGCAACGCAGCCGACAAUGUCCUCACCGGCACCGUCUUCGAAAACAGCACUGAAGUCACCAACCCCCCAGCCUGGCGCCCUGUCAUCGACGGCUACGUCCUCCCCUACCUCUACGGCGAAUCGCUUAGCCUAAACGCCCACGGCGACAUCCCCAUCUUCACAGGCGACAACCGCGGCGAAACAUCCGCAACGACAUUCACCUCCCUCGCCGCCUACCAAUCCGUCUACGAAGAAAUCCUGCUCGGCAACCUCUCCGCCUCUUUCUUCGCCUCGUACCCCGCGACCGACGCCGCGACUGCUGGCAACCAAAGCUUCGCCUUCUGGGACGACAUCAACCGCGUCUCGACGUGGGACUGGGCGCAAGCCUGGUCCGGCGGCGGCGCUACCCAGGACGUCUUCCUCUACUACUGGACGCACGCGCCGCCUAACCAGACUGCUGGUGCUUACCACGGCUCCGAGCUCUGGUACGUGUUUGGCAACCUGCCGACGUACUAUAACUACACGUGGACGGCGCAGGAUGAGUUUCUGCAGCAGCAGAUGGGCGAGUAUUGGGUGAAUUUCAUUAAUACGGGGGAUCCGAAUGGGCGGAAUUUGACGAGCUUUCCGGCAGCGAGUGAGGUGAGGCAGGUUAUGUGGUUGGGGGAUUCUACGGGGGCGAGUUAUUUGACGAAUGGGACGGGGAGGUUUGAUGUUAUUCAGGAGUUUUUUUCGCAGCAGAUUGAGUUUUAAGGGGUGGUUGGAAAGACUUUGCGUGGUUGAGG
Molecule: messenger RNA, 1556 nt
Organism: Mollisia scopiformis
Lineage: Eukaryota; Fungi; Ascomycota; Leotiomycetes; Helotiales; Mollisiaceae
Product: prolyl oligopeptidase-like protein
Exons: 3
Coding region: 1-1524 (507 amino acids)
Molecular function (GO): cholinesterase activity
Source: RefSeq, a predicted model, not a curated record